Torulaspora delbrueckii is the source of this 1446-nucleotide messenger RNA. RefSeq names its product citrate (Si)-synthase CIT3 (gene CIT3). Gene Ontology annotation, biological process: carbohydrate metabolic process; tricarboxylic acid cycle. The record is from RefSeq and is a predicted model, not a curated record. Bases 1 to 1446 code for a protein of 481 amino acids. Gene Ontology annotation, molecular function: 2-methylcitrate synthase activity. The transcript has a single exon. Lineage: Eukaryota; Fungi; Ascomycota; Saccharomycetes; Saccharomycetales; Saccharomycetaceae. Gene Ontology annotation, cellular component: mitochondrial matrix.
AUGAUUUCAGCAUUGAGGAGUUUGACCACUAAGAGAACAUUUCAUACUACUCGGUGUGUAGCAUCAUCUGGGCCAGACCUUAGAUCAGCUCUAAAGGAACUUAUUCCAGCUAGAAAGCAGGAAUUACUCGAGAUCAAAAAAAAUCAUAGUGAUGUGAAAGUAGGUGAUAUAACUGUUGGUUCCGUCAUCGGUGGUAUGAGAGGCAAUAGUUCCAUGUUUUGGCAAAGUACUUCUUUGGAUCCUGAAGAAGGGAUCAGAUUCCAGGGUAAGACUAUUCAGGAAUGCCAAGCUUUACUCCCCUCAGACCCAGAGGAACAUGACGCCAAGAAAAGUUUCUUGCCUGAAUCAAUGCUAUGGCUUCUUAUGACUGGAGAUAUCCCUUCGGAAACACAAGCGGCUAAUUUGACAAGGGAACUGGCUUCCAGAGGGCGUACUAUUCCUAAAAAUACAAACAAACUUAUGGAGAAUUUGCCCCGCGAUAUGCAUCCCAUGACCCAAUUAGCUAUUGGUCUGGCCUCGAUGAAUCAAAGCUCUCAGUUUGCGAAGAGAUAUGAACAAGGUGCUUUGAGUAAAACUGAUUACUGGGAAUAUACCUUAGACGAUGCUUUAAAUUUGAUUGCCGCUUUGCCAGCGCUAUCUGGCAAGAUAUACAGCAAUAUUGUCAAUGAUGGCAAGCCUCUAGGUGAAUUUAGGGAGGAUCGGGACUGGAGCUAUAAUAUUUCAUCGUUAUUGGGAAUGACUACUAAAGACUCUUGCAACAGACAGAAUUUAUCUGAAGAGCAGGCAAAUGAUUUCGUAAAUCUCAUGAGGUUGUACACAGGAAUCCAUGUAGAUCAUGAAGGAGGGAAUGUCUCUGCGCAUACAACUCAUUUAGUUGGCAGUGCCCUGGGAGACCCAUUUUUAUCUUACUCCUCGGGUAUCAUGGGUUUAGCGGGUCCAUUGCAUGGCCUGGCUGCGCAGGAAGUUGUUCGAUUUUUGAUCGAAAUGAACUCCGAAAUAUCCUCUGAGACUAGCACGGAUGAGAUUGAGAAAUAUUUGUGGAAACUCCUAGACUCUAAACGAGUUGUUCCCGGAUAUGGUCAUGCAGUGUUAAGAAAGCCAGACCCUAGAUUUACUGCGAUGCUUGAGUUUGCUGAAGCUAGACCUCAGGAAUUUGAAAAAGAUAAAAAUGUUAAACUGAUGCAGAUACUUUCAAAAAUCGCUCCUGAAGUGCUUAAGAAGCAUGGCAAGACUAAAAAUCCCUAUCCAAACGUAGAUUCUGCGUCUGGCAUUCUAUUUUACCAUUACGGGAUCCAAGAAAUGCUUUUCUUCACCGUUAUAUUUGGUUGCUCGAGAUCAAUGGGACCCAUGACACAAUUGGUAUGGGAUAGAAUCUUUGGCUUGCCCAUCGAAAGGCCCAAGAGUUUAGACAUGAACGCGCUCAAAUCAUUGUGCCAUAUGUCAUAG